Zerene cesonia (dogface butterfly) is the source of this 2701-nucleotide messenger RNA. RefSeq names its product atrial natriuretic peptide-converting enzyme-like. The record is from RefSeq and is a predicted model, not a curated record. NCBI's taxonomy places the organism in Eukaryota, Metazoa, Arthropoda, Insecta, Lepidoptera, Pieridae. Bases 1 to 2019 code for a protein of 672 amino acids. Gene Ontology annotation, biological process: proteolysis. Gene Ontology annotation, molecular function: serine-type endopeptidase activity; protein binding. The transcript is spliced from 12 exons. Gene Ontology annotation, cellular component: membrane.
AUGCUCCGCGAUAUGAGAGGGCCCAGUACAGAGAGUUCAGCUCACAGAUUCCGAAUGAUGCAGCUCGCCCUCAACGCAGUAGCGCUGCUGGCGAUCACUGGCGCCCUCUUCGCGUACUUCAGAGCAAACCCGGCUGUACAGGUAAUGUACGUGUCGCAAGUGGUGAAUCGCUCCACUGUUGUGACCUGGCCGGCGCCGACCGAGCCGCCCGGCGCGCGCAACCCCGCGCCCGGCGUGUGCCUGCCCGUCAUCGUCAGUUUCUGCCACCAGCACAGAAUCUCUUACAACUUCACCGUCUUCCCCAAUUAUAUUGGACACUUUGGCCAGCGGGACGCUCAGCAGGAUUUAGAGAUCUACGACGCAGUUGUCGACGUGCGCUGCUACGAGCUGACAGCACUGUUUCUGUGCUCUCUGUUUGUCCCCAAAUGUGGACCACUGGGCCACAUGGUGCGGCCCUGCAGGAGCCUGUGUCAAGAAACAAUGCGUCGCUGCGGCUUCUUUCUCGAAGUGUUCGGUCUGUCCAUGCCGGACUAUCUCCAAUGCGAUAUAUUUCCGGAGUCCACAGACACCGACGUGUGUCUGGGGAAUAAGGAAGUGAAGGACGCGAAGCUGAGAGCUGCUAAACCAGUCUGCCAAUCCGGGUUCCAAUGCGACACGAACCGCUGCAUCCCGCACGACUGGCGCUGCGACGGGCACGUCGACUGCGCCGAUAGAUCCGACGAGUUGAACUGUCGCGUCUGCAAGAGAUCCGGCGACGUACACUGCGGCAACCAGCGGUGCAUAUCGCAGGCGCAUUUGUGUGAUGGGAAAGUGGACUGUCCGUGGGGGCAGGACGAGCGAAAUUGCUUACGACUAAGCGAGUCGAACGGCGACGUGGGGGCCGGUGAGGUGCAGGUGUACCGCGCGGCGAACCAGUCCUGGUUCCCCGCGUGCCUGGCUGCGGCGCCGCUGGACCGAGACACCGCUGCUGAAAUCUGCUCCAUGCUUGGAUAUACAAUCGUAAACAAGAGCAGAGUUAUCGGAGGAGCAGCCAGAGCUGGUCGGACGCACCCGCUAACUCCAAACGCCCUGCAGGCGGGGCAGUCCCUCAUCCACGGAGUAGCCCAGUCGUACAGAGCCUUCCAAAGAAGUGAGGGGGGCUUGCUGCGCGAACUCAAGGAUUGCAGACACGACUCUAAGAAGAUACACCUUAUUUGUAAUAACUAUGAAUGCGGAAAGCGUAGAACCAUAGCAUCAGCGACUAAAAGAAUAGUGGGUGGCGUGGAGGCGUCGCCCGGAGACUGGCCCUUCCUCGCAGCGAUCCUCGGCGGGCCGGAGGAGGUGUUCUACUGCGCGGGGGUGCUGGUGGCCGACCAGUGGGUACUCACUGCCUCGCACUGUGUUGGCAAUCACUCAGAUGUAAAUGGCUGGACCAUACAACUGGGAAUCACGCGUCGGCGGUCUCACGCGUACUAUGGGCAGAAGGUAAAAGUGAGGAGAGUCGUCCCCCAUCCGCUGUACAACGUGGGCGUCGCUCACGACAACGACAUCGCACUGUUUCAGUUGGCAGUGCGAGUCCGCUACCACGAGCACCUAUCCCCAGUUUGCUUGCCCCCUGCGCGGCGAGCGUUGCAACCUGGUACACUGUGUACCGUCAUCGGCUGGGGAAAGCGGACUGAUAAGGACAUGUCAGAAUAUGAGCCGGCGGUAAACGAAGUAGAAGUCCCAGUUCUGAACCGAGAUCUGUGCAACCAGUGGCUGGAGCAUCGCGACCUCAACGUCACCGAGGGGAUGAUCUGCGCCGGCUACCCGGAGGGCGGCAAGGACGCUUGCCAGGGGGACUCUGGCGGCCCUCUCCUCUGCAAGGAUCCGGAUGACCAAUCGCGCUGGUACGUGGGAGGUAUCGUAUCUUGGGGUAUAAAGUGCGCGCAUCCGCGUCUACCCGGCGUCUACGCGUACGUGCCUAAAUAUAUCCCAUGGAUUCAAAAGCAGAUCAAACUAUACAAUGACGAAAAUGCCCCAUCAGAACCCGACAUCUGAGGCAUCCACGGAUAGAGGAAUAAUCGUAAACGCAACUCUGCUAACAAAGUGUAAAAGCUUUUGUUAAAUGUCUUAUAAUUGUGUAAUGAUUGAUAUAUUUUUGUACGAAAAGAAAGUGGUCUGUAAAUUUCAAUUACAGGUUUUAUAGUUAUUUUUAAAUUUAAAUUUUACACAAUUUUAUGAUCGCAUGUAUUUUGGAAUAUAAAUGCAAGUUUGUUUAUUUGGAAAAUAGUAAUCAAUAAUAUUAACGGAUAUUUUGAUUAGGUUUCUCUUAAUUUGACAAAUAUGCUCAUGGAUUUGUAUUUGUUAUUUAUAUAUUGUUAUUAAUCAAGGUUUAUUUUAUAAAGAGUGGUGAUAAUAUUUACCAAAAUUAAUAUUUAUUAACAGAGUUGCGAAUUCAAAGGAAAUUGAGACAAUAAAAUUCGAUUAGCGACAAUAAAUGUUUAUGAAAGAUAAUGUUAAUGUAUGACAAUAAUUUAUUCUACGACAAUAAACGUAAUAUUAAUGACGGUUUUCUUCUUAUGAUAAGACAUGAUAUUUUAAUGUCUGUAUGAUAAGGCUGUGGUCACACUGGCUAAUAAAGGGAAUAUGAUAUAUCUAUAAAAAAUGUUUGCUAUUUUAACAAUAAUCUCAAAAAUGUUGCAAACAACAUUUUGAGACAGACAGGUAGUCAAAUUUAACC